Uranotaenia lowii is the source of this 7987-nucleotide messenger RNA. Its product is annotated as probable ATP-dependent RNA helicase DDX46. Lineage: Eukaryota; Metazoa; Arthropoda; Insecta; Diptera; Culicidae. The transcript is spliced from 4 exons. The record is from RefSeq and is a predicted model, not a curated record. Gene Ontology annotation, molecular function: RNA binding; ATP binding; RNA helicase activity. The coding region runs from base 5975 to 7888 and encodes 637 amino acids.
CCUUAUGCAAUCAACUAUGAAUAUAAUAGAAUCAAUUGUAAUGGAAUAAUUGAUUCAAUUGUAAUGGUAUAAUUGAUUCAACUGUAGAUAUGAUAGAUUCAACUACAAUUGUAUGAUUGAUUAUAGGCAUUCAACUAUAAAUAUAAUAGAUUCAACUGUAGUAGUAUAAUUGAUUCAACUGUAAAUAUGAUAGAUUCAACUGUAGUGGUAUAAUUGAUUCAACUACAAUUGUUUCAUUGAUUUUAGGCAUUCAACCAUAAAUAUAAUAGAUUCAACUGUAGUGGUAUAAUUGAUGCAACUGUAAAUAUGAUAGAUUCAACUGUUGUGGUAUAAUUGAUUCAAUUGUAAAUAUGAUAGAUUCAACUACAAAUGUAUGAUUGAUUCUAGGUAUUGAAGCAUAAAUAUAGUUAAUAAAACUAGAGUGUAUUUAAAGCAUUUUACAAUAAAUAUAUUUGGUUUAACUGGCAUCAAUGUUUAGAUUUUUCUCUUGCCGCCAUUUCAGUUAUUUACAUUCGUGGCUGGAGGUGACAAAUUUUUUUUUCCGUACCAGAAAUGAGUCUUGCAGAUUCGGAUACGGGUGGUAAUUGAUAUUAAUCGUUAAAAUGUGUUUUCCCAAAUCAUCCGAAUUGUCGUAAUUGCAGGUAGCAUGCGGGAAGCAGACGGAAGAAAUACUGGAGCAGCUAGAGGUUCACGAAUGAUUCCUCCGGAACAAAAUUCCUCUUCAUCAACUUCUGAAUCGUCAGCUCCUUCCAUCAUCGGAACAACCACAGACUACUCGCCGAACCAAAAGCCACCGCUAGCACUCGAAGAGGAUACGAACAGCACAGCCAGCAGCUACAUUCCAGCAGUCACAGUUACUGUAAUCGAGAAUUCCCAGCCCGCUCAGUUGACUUCGAUUUGCCCAUCUGUUGGCCCCGUAGAAUCAACCGUGACUGCAACCGUUCAUCAAGCUUCACUACCGGCUGCGGCCAUCAUUAUUGGAAGGCAAGUUUUCGUUAGUUCUACCGAAGGCAACAUGCCAUACAGUGGCAACGGGGGAUCCGGUUUCCGUCCAUUAAGCGUUCCAUUCGCUCGUAUGCUUUCCAGCAACUCUAGCAGUGAUCGGCGCUCCGGGAAUGCCGGUGCUGAAAUCUAUCCUAUUUCGGCAUCUUCGUCGAUUGCCAGCUAGUGGAUCCAAAAUAACCCAACUGAAGAAGAAGGUCCUGGUGCAGCUCGCGCUUCGGUGAUUUUAACUACCAUCACCAUCAUCAUCAUUUCCAGAAUCACCAGCCACGAUUGAUUCUGGAAAUGGUUAUUUUAUGGAGGUUUAAGUUUGUUUACACAUUAAAAUGUUUGGCAUCUAGUGUUGGGCUUGAUUGUUAGUUGUACCUCUUGUAUCAGCCAAUUCAAGAUGUGUGUAGUCACCCAAUGCUAUGCUAUGCUAUGCUUAAGUUUGUUUACACAUUAAAAUGAUAAAUUAAUUUUAAGAAAUACAAUGGUCCUACUCUUUUGCUAGCUUUUAUUUCGGAACCAAAAUUAAAGGUUCUGAGCCUAGUAAAAACCUAUAAAACAUCCGAAAUCUAACUUUUCUUAACCUUCCAAAGCCGUUCGCUAAAUAUCCGUUUCGGGGAAAUAUGCGUUGUAAUUUGAUUUCGUUCUCCUGGCUGUAAAUGUUAACCGAUUUUGAUGAUAUUAUAUUCAUUGUGUAGGUAAUUUAUUCUUAUUACUCAACAUUUCAAAAUAAAGUUGAUAUGUAUUACCAGGCUUUCAGAAACUGGUUCAGAAAGUUAAAAGUCCAAAAAAUCAAUUUUAUUUUUAAAAUACUCAUAACUUCUGACAGCUUUCCUGUAUUUAAUUGUUUCAUUGAUGUUUGAAAUUGUCAAGAAUCCAUCUAUCCGACAAUGUAUAAAUAUGUUGGGGUCCAAUGAAAAUUUUUACCACUAUGACAGAUCUUCCGGUAGAAAAAAGUCUUACUUUAAAAAAGCGACAUCCAGUUUUUGCUUUGCUUAGCUGUAUUUCAUUUUUCAAUGAACCGAUUUUAAAAACUCAAAUUUUAGUUUUUUGGCGUUAAUUUGAUCGUCAUUUUCAUAGAACACACUUGGUCUGUCAAAACUACCAGUUCAUCAGUAUAUUGGAAUGAUGAUAAAGAUGUUUGAAAUGUGCGCUUCGGGUCAUAUUGACCCGAACGGCUUUGGAGGGUUAAUUAUAUAUAUGAAAUAAAUCAAAUAAAAUAAACUUUUAAUUCUAUAAUACACAAUAAUUGAAUCAAGUACAAAUAUAAUUGAAUCAACUAUUUUUGUAUAAUUAAAUUUACUAUAUAUAUAAUUGAAUCAAUCAUACAAUUAAAGUUGAAUCUAUCAUAUUUAUGGUAGAAUGAAGAAAUUCAAUCAUACGUAUGUAGUAGAAUCUAAGAUAUUUAUAGUUGAGUGCGCAAAAUCAAUCAUAUCGGUAUAAUUGAAUCUAUUAUAUGCAUUGUUGGACACAAAAAAACAAUCCGAUAAUCAAUUGUAUAUAUAAUUGAAAGUUUGAUAUUUAUAGUUAGCCGAGAAUUAAUCAGAAAUAUGAUUGAAUUAAAGUGGGUUAUUGUUAAAAAUACUAUACUUUUUUCUCCGUGUUUGAAGCAAAUCCCCUUGAAUUUAUAUAUUCCAGAUAGCGUCGAGGAACCAUCAUGAGCUGCAGAUCGUAUGGUCAGGGGAUCAAGUCCAGGUCAGGCAAAUAAUAAAUUCGUACGAUAUAAACUUGAAUUUGGCAGCAAAAAAAAGCAUUUCUUUGAAAUAAUCUUAUUAUUAUUAUUUUUUUUUGAAAAUGAAUAAACCAAUUGGUUUAAAAUACAAAAAUAAUAAUAAUCUUAUUUUUUCUCAACUGACGGAAAAUGAGUGCCUUGCACUCAAGUCGCAAAAUACGACCAAAUAAGUCGUCAAACUUUCCCUAUUGUUACGAAAAAUGUCGUAUAUUACAACCUCAAUCAUCUAUAUGAUGAUGUAAAUUGUCAUAGUAUAUUCCAAAAAGAAUCAGGGUAGUCGUGAAUGAUGCGCAUGACAAGUCGUGCAAAUCGUAAUUUAAUACAAUCCAAAUCAAAAAUAUGUUUGCUAAUGUACCUAUAUGGCCUCCAAAAUGAUACGUAUAUACUGGUUUUGCUACAUUAUAUACGAUAUGUUUACACGUAUAUUUGCACGUAUAUUUGCGUUGCGAAUUCGAAAUACCCACCAAAUGGUUGUCUGGGGAGCUUCUCUUGAAACCCAUCUGCUUAAGUACUUCAUCGAAACGGUUAUUCCAGCAUUUUGCAGAUUGGCGAAGCCCGUAUAUGCUUUUUCGUAAACGACAAACUAAGUCCUUUUUGCCUUCCACCGCGAAACCGGGAGGCUGUCGCAUGUAAACUUCUUCGGUAAGGUCGCCAUUCAGAUAAGCGGUUUUGACGUCCAGGUGUCUGAGUGUCAUCUUCUUGCUGCUCGCAACUGCUAAUAGCGCACGUAGUGUGGCUUGCUUCGCCACUGGAGCGUAGACUUCAUCAAAGUCCACACCGGGCUGCUGGCUGAAACCCUGUGCGACUAAACGGGCUUUGUAUUUGAUGGGUUCUCCGUCAGCGUUACGCUUCAAUUUGAACACCCAUCGACUCCCCACGAUCUUCCGACCGACCGGUGGUUUGACGAGGUCCCAGGUCUUAAGAUCACGGUGGGAUUUCAGUUCGUCGUUCAUGGCUUUCAUCCACAGCUCUUUACUCUCACUGGACACAGCUUCUCGAUACGAUGAUGGCUCUUGCUCCUCCUGAAGACAGGCUGCGUUGCUCUCCUCUCCAAGGCGCACUGGUGGUUUUCCCUUAUUCACUCUUUUAGAUCUUCGAAGGUAUUCAUCUUCGUGAAAACCUUCGAAAUCUGUUGCACUGUUAUAUUCAUCAUCAGAAAGUUCGUUGUCAUUUUCAUUUAGUACCACUGAUUCAUUGUCAUUGUUUACACUCACUUCAGGAAUUGUUUCUUCUUCUUUUUCGAUCGUAGAACGAUCAACACUGAUUUCCACUUCUUCAGGAACCACUUCACUAUUUGUUUCGGCGCCAACAGCUUCCUCCAUAAAACGGGCAUCUCUACUGAUCGUCACUUUUUCCGUAGACGGGUCCAGGAACCGGUAGGCCUUCCUACCUUCCGCAUAUCCAACGAAGAUCAAUCGAACGCUCUUGUCAUCUAGCUUCUUUCUUCGCUCCUUUGGGACGUGCACAUAAGCUGGGGUACCAAAUACUUUAAGAUGGCGAUAGCUAGGCUUACGGUCAAACCAGAGUUCGUAUGGCGUUCGACCAGUGGCAGACGCAGGCAAUCGGUUGAGCAGGUAGUUGGCUGUGUGCACUGCUUCACCCCAGUAGCGUUUGUCCAUGUUGGCCUCCAACAGCAAGCAGCGGGUCAUUUCGAUGAUGGACCGAUUUUUCCUCUCCGCUUGCCCAUUUUGCUGUGGGCUGUACGGGGCAGUUUGUUGCAGCGUGAUACCGUUACACAGUAGCAAACGUUUGAACGUUUCACCUGAAUACUCGCCCCCACCGUCUGUGCGAAGAAUUUUCGGAACCUUUCCGAACUGCGUCUUCAUCAGCUUCAUGAAUUCUUCGAUCUUUUCUUGUGUUUGUGACUUCCGUUCGAGUAAAAAGAUUGUACAGUAACGGCUGAAGUCAUCAAUCAAGGUAAGCACGUAGCGUUUACCACUCGGCGUGGGAUUCUCCAUGGGGCCGCAUAGAUCUGAAUGAACCAGAUCUAAAAUUGCUUUAGAUUUUGACUCGGAUUGCUUUGGAAAAGGUAAACGUGUUAACUUACCCUUACAACAGACGGUGCACGUAGAGCGGAUGCUGCAUUUUUCAAGCUUCAGGUUGUCACCGAGCUGAUCCUUGACAAUUCGGCGAAUGUCGUCGGGGUUGCGGUGCCCCAAUCUUCGGUGCCACAUAUGCAGACAGUUGUCUCGAUGAUUGGCUUUAGCUAGAAGUGAGCGUUCCUGGAAGUUCAGGUGGUACAUGUUACCGAUCCUUCCACCGGUGACAACCACUUUUCCAUCCUUGGUCACUGUACAUCCGGCUUUGUCAAACUUCACUACACAUCCUUCGUCGGCGAUUUUGCUGACAGACAGCAAGUUACUCUUCAAAGCUGGUACGUGCAGUACACCUUUCACUGUCAGCUUCAUCACUAUUUCAUUUUCAGCUUCUGCGUUUAUAACACUGUUUCCGAUUCCUUCGGAGAAAAUUUUCUUCCCAUCCGCCAAAAUAACCGGUUCACGACGUGAAGAGUCAAUUGUAAACAAUUUCGUUGCAUCACCCGUCAUAUGUGUCGUACACCCGGAGUCAAAAAACCACAAAUCUCGCUCUGUUGUCGUCAGACUAAAACAAAAUUCGUCUCCACACGAUUCAACUUGAGCCACUUUUUGUUUUGGUUUCCACUGAUAACUUUUCUUCGUCGAGUCAUCGACUUGUCUUCGCUCUUGAUCCCUUUUAAACUUUCUGCAGUCACGGCGAAAAUGACCUUCGUUGCCGCAGUAAUGACACUUCUUCGAUCUCUUCGUAGUGGUAAUCGAAGCCUUUUGUUUGGAUGUUUCAGGAUGGAUAGAAUCUUCACAACGCCUACGCCACUCAUCCAAGAGCCGACCUUUGACGAAAUCCACUGAUAAGUCAUUCUCAUCGCGAGAUUCCAGCGAUAUCACUAUCAUAUUAUAGGAUUCCGGUAAGCUGGAGAAAAUUAUCGCCACUAUCCAGUGAUCCCCCGCAUGAUCAAAUAUCAUACACUUAAUCUUUAAUAUUAUUCUGUUCUGAUUACAUGUAUGGUAACUAUUCGUGUAAUCGUUCUAGUAUCUUCUAAUUUUCAACAAUCUUUUGCGUUUUUUAUGCGUCUUCGCUUAAAACGAUAUAAAAAUAUUAUUGAAAGAUACGGGUAAUAAUCUUAAAAAUUAACUCAAUUUUGGUGCAUCCGAGUGUAUCGUGUGUCUUCACUGCCAGUCAACAAAAAGCAAGAGCGGGAAUCGCAGGGAACAAAAAAUGUUACCUCGCGGAAGACCGGAAUCCUCGUGGAAAAGGAAUCGGGUUCAUCGGCAUUGUGGAAUAUCCCGGAGUUACCUUUUGGUGGCGGUUAUGCAGUUCCGGAUGCCACUGGGAGAAUCUGCUGGGAAUACUGGCCUCGUAAGAUUAAAGAUUAAGGUAUUUUGUGGAGCUCACCAUCGGCGUUGGAUCGGCGGGUUCGGAGGAUCUCUAUCGAUUGGAACAAAGGCAUCGAAAUCAGUUUGUGUUUACGGAGGUACUGGAAUAUCUGAACAGAUUGCAGAACUGAAGCGGGGCGCAGAAAUCAUAGUUUGUACUCCAGGUCGAAUGAUUGAUAUGUUGGCAGCCAAUUCUGGUCGGGUGACAAAUCUUCGACGGGUCACCUACGUAGUGUUGGACGAAGCAGAUCGCAUGUUUGACAUGGGUUUUGAACCUCAAGUAAUGAGAAUCAUUGACAACGUUCGACCUGAUCGACAAACCGUUAUGUUCAGUGCGACAUUUCCACGGCAAAUGGAGGCACUAGCAAGGCUAAUUCUCCAGAAGCCUAUUGAAAUUCAGGUCGGAGGUCGCUCUGUAGUUUGUAAAGACGUUGAACAGCAUGUUGUUGUUUUAGAAGAAGACACUAAGUUCUUCAAACUGCUGGAACUGCUCGGUUUAUACCAAGAACUUGGUAGCAUCAUAGUAUUCGUCGAUAAACAGGAAAAUGCUGAUAUUUUACUGAAGGACCUGAUGAAAGCUUCCUAUCCCUGCAUGAGUUUACACGGUGGCAUUGAUCAAUUUGAUCGUGACUCGACUAUCAUUGAUUUUAAGCAGGGUCGUGUCAAACUGCUUAUUGCGACUCCGGUGGCAGCAAGAGGUUUGGAUGUGAAGCAACUCAUUCUCGUGGUUAACUAUGACUGUCCCAAUCAUUACGAGGAUUACGUUCACAGAUGCGGACGAACAGGUCGAGCUGGGAACAAGGGAUUCGCAUGGACAUUCCUAACUCAUGAUCAGGGGCGGUUUGCCGGUGAAAUUGUAAGGGCAUUAGAGCUUUCAGGCGGCACCAUUCCAGACGAUUUGCGAAUUCUCUGGGAAACGUACAAGACGGCUCAAGAAGCCCAGGGCAAAACCGUCCACACAGGGGGUGGUUUCAGUGGCAAAGGGUUCAAAUUCGAUGAACAAGAGGCUGCUGCUGUCAACGAACGUAAAAAGUUACAGAAGGCAGCAUUGGGUCUGCAGGAUUCAGAUGAUGAGGAUGACCUAGAACAGGAUAUUGAUCAGCACAUCGAGAGCAUGUUCGCUACCAAGCGAAUUGUUAAGGAAGUAGAAGCCCCAGUUAUAACGCAAACGAUUGCAGCCCCAGUACCAACCACGACUAACUCAGACAAGUUGGAAUUGGCCAAAAGGCUGGCUUCUCGAAUCAAUAUGCAGAAAAAUUUCGGCUUGGAAGCCAAAGGCGCAACUCAGCAAGCUGCAGAAGCUAUUCUCAAAGGUGGCAAUACUCAGCAGCUUAUUACGGCCAAGACUGUCGCUGAACAGCUGGCAGCAAAAUUGAAUAACAAACUGAAUUAUCAACCCAAGGACGAAGAAGAACCGGCCCCUGAAUCAAAUGAAACGGUCUUCCGAAAGUACGAGGAAGAGCUGGAAAUCAACGAUUUCCCCCAGCAAGCUCGAUGGAAAGUCACGUCAAAGGAAGCGCUGGCUCAAAUUUCGGAAUACUCCGAGGCUGGUCUCACGGUGCGCGGUACUUAUGUGCCUCCAGGUAAGAACCCACCUGAAGGCGAACGUAAACUUUAUCUGGCCAUCGAGAGUUGCAACGAGCUGGCGGUGACCAAGGCGAAGCGGGAAAUUACGCGACUAAUCAAGGAAGAGCUGCUUAAGCUGCAAGCCUCUUCACAUCAUAUUAUCAACAAAUCGCGGUACAAGGUGCUGUAGAGGGAUGUAAGUAUAUCAUAAAAUUUUCAAUUAUUAGAACUUCAACAUAGGAAAACAAUAUUUAAAAGUUCGCAAAAUAUUACAUUCAACUAAUGGAAA